Messenger RNA from Alternaria atra, 2568 nucleotides. RefSeq lists its product as uncharacterized. The record is from RefSeq and is a predicted model, not a curated record. Gene Ontology annotation, cellular component: nucleus. Lineage: Eukaryota; Fungi; Ascomycota; Dothideomycetes; Pleosporales; Pleosporaceae. Gene Ontology annotation, biological process: interstrand cross-link repair. Gene Ontology annotation, molecular function: flap-structured DNA binding; 5'-3' exonuclease activity; 5'-flap endonuclease activity. The coding region runs from base 1 to 2568 and encodes 855 amino acids. The transcript has 2 exons.
AUGGCGCUCAAUCCUCGAAGUCCCUCCGUACAUAAUCAGAUGAUUACACGGUUCACCAAGCAUCCGAAAUCCACCAACUUCGAUGGCGAGCAAGAUCGAUCGGCCAAGCGCCAGAAGACAGGCAACAGCCCCAAGAAACCACUGCCAACACCACGGAGGGCCAUCAAGCGCGAAGUGCUCGACUCUGAGGACGAUAGUGAGGGCACUUUGAUUAAAGAAGAGGAAAAAGAACACAAGACAGAUCUAGAGAGUGCAUUACCUCAAGUCGACACAGGCGAUGACGCCAUCAAAGCAUACGAGGCGUACAAGGCAGAGGAGGAGAGCAAGACUGAAGGAGCUGAUGAACGUUUGGAGAAACGUACAUGGGUCCAAGGCAAAAGCUCGCUCUAUGUCGAUGCAUUCAACUUAGCAUUGGAUACUGUGUUGGAUGAGGAAGGCCACCUCUUUGAUGAGGCCGAAACAGAAGUCUUUCUGAUAUGGAGAAACUUAGGUUACGAAGCGCAAUAUUUAUAUGUACGCCUGUUCCUUCGCAAGACGUCUGCAUGGCAUCGCAUAAAGAACCUAGGUUACCACAGUGAUAUCUCAGACCUUGACGCUACCGCCGAGAUAUUGCAACGCACAUACGAUCUUCCUAUAUCUUCCUCGAAAGUCGAGUCACAUCCGGGCGAGUUGGAGGCACCAGCGGGGACCACAUUGGGCACCUCGUUCACGUUCGCGGACCGGUCCGAAGAGGAGAUAAGCACACUAGAAGAGGCAUCGUCGCUAUUGAAACUCGAUGAACUAAAGGCUCUUGCGAAAGAUGCCAAGGUCAAGGGGAAGAACAAGGGUGAGCUUUUGAAAGCCUUACGACGCACAAGCCAGAAACAAGCCGGCCUGGGCUACGUUGGGUUGAAGCGGUCGGACUCAGAGAUGUCGCGUGGAUCCUCCGCGUCCAGAUCUCGACCUGAAACGCCAGAAGUCGAGCUGGAACCCGAAGGCGAUCUCUCCGACGAUGCCAAUCGAGAUGCGCACUUCACGCGUAGGAUCAUGCAAGGGACGGGGCCUUGUAUACGACUCUCACUGGGUGCUUUGAAGCUUUUCGAACGCGUACACCUCGUAUUCUACCGCUCCACUGAGUGGACUGAGAAGUCGUUGACGACCAUCAUCUUGGCGAAGAUAGCACGUCGGAACUUUCCAGAGUACAUCGUCUCUCGAUCAGCAAACAUUUUCGCCUCACGGUCACUGUUGCUAGAGUAUGAAGCUUCCAUACGAACACAAUACCGGAUAGAUAGUAUUUUGGAGUUCAACGGAAGACCAACAGAGAAGGGGUACCAAGCGAUCAUAGAUACUUUUGAGAAGGUAUAUCCGCGAUGGCAAGUCUUGGUUCAAGAAGAGCAACAGAAGGAGGAUAGUGUUUACCACAGCGGCGAAGGUUCAUACCUACGUCGACUUUCGCCAGCCUGGGUGUAUACGCGUAUCAUUCACAAAGCGCUUGACGUGCUCAGACGCAGGAAAGAGCAUGAGCGCGAGCAUGAGCUCUUGACCGAACUACUGCAUCAGCGACUGUUCCAUCAUUCCCGUAGAGGAGCAUGGUAUCAGCGCAAAGCUUUACUUGAAGAACACUAUAUGGCUCCGUUGACUGACCCUGAGAAGAGAAGUGCGGAGAGACAGAAGAGGCACUGGAAGCUCAUUGCUCUGCAGACCUGUGAAGACGGACUGCAGGAUAACCUUGUGCAUGUCAUAUACCACUAUGAUUUGCAGAAGCGCAUCACCAAACUUGAACUGUCUCUUAACUUUGCUAAACGAAUGCAACACGACUUCUCACACGUCCGCUUAACGAAGCCGGUUGAAGUUGCUAUGGAGGGAACGCGCAUCGAACGCGAACGCCCUUUGUUGUCAAGACGAAAUAGCUCUCCACAUCCAAAAUCCGGUCAACGGGGCGGAAAGACGAGAUGGAUCGACCCGCGCGAGGACGGCGAGUGCUCAGUAGAAGCAAUGUGUCUCUCACACUACCGCAACCAAGGCUGGAAAGGCUAUCACAGUGAAGGCGGUAUUGUGCGCACACUCUUCGCAUACCUGUUCUUCGAUGUCCUAUUCACGUACGUACCCAACGUCUUCCAGACACCAUACCAGACUUGUCCGUUGGAUCUAUAUACCGAUGCCUUCUAUCCCUCCCGUAUAUCGGAGAUCAAUGCACGCUUGAACGAAAUAUCAAACGGCGACGCACCAGCCAUCAUCCAAAGAAUCUACGACAACCAUCACGAGCGUCGUACUUGCGUUGUAGGUCUAGACUGGACGUAUGAUGUUCUAGACCUGGUUGAGAUCGCUCGUUGCUUCGAUGGUGAAGCACUGGCAACCGUGUGCAAGGUCAUGGCGCAAGAGUACGGGCAGAGAGGUGGUGGUGUACCGGAUCUGUUUCUCUGGCGAGUGCCAGAAGAAGGGAAGAAGGGCGAAGUCAAGUUCGCAGAAGUGAAGAGUGAAAAUGACCGUUUAAGUGACACGCAGAGGCUUUGGAUACAUGUGCUUUCUAGUGCAGGUGUGAGGGUCGAGCUUUGCGCUGCGGUGGCGAAGGAGGUGAAGGUCGUUUGA